AUGUGCCAGCUUUCCCUUAUUCCAUUCUGUUUCUUGCAUGUAGAGAAGCAAUGUAUCCGUGUGUGUGUUGUGUAUGUGUGUGUGUAUAUAUAUAUAUAUAUAUUCAUAUUUUUUAAAAUCUGUUUUUCAGAUUUUCAGCUGAACUCUCACCUAUCAACACUGGCAAAUAUUCACAAGAUAUAUCACACGCUCAACAGGCUGAAUUUGACUGAAGACGUGGGCCAAGACGAUCACCAAACAGGGAGUCUGCGUUCGUGCAGCACUUCAGACUGUUUUAGUAAGACCAUGCCACCAAGGAAAAAGAGGAGACCUGCAGCGGGAGAUGACCUGUUGGCUAAGAAAAGUAGACAUGAUGGGAUGUAUAAAAAAUAUGAUUCCUCCAGAAUAAGAGCAGAGGAAGAAGCUUUCUCCAGCAAAAGAUGCCUAGAAUGGUUCUAUGAAUAUGCAGGAACUGAUGAUGUAGUUGGCCCAGAAGGGAUGGAAAAAUUUUGUGAAGAUAUUGGUGUGGAACCUGAAAAUGUUGUUAUGCUUGUUUUAGCCUGGAAAUUAGAUGCACAGAACAUGGGUUACUUUACAUUGCAAGAAUGGUUAAAAGGAAUGACUUCCCUACAAUGUGAUACCACUGAGAAACUUAGAAACACUCUGGAUUACUUGAGAUCUUUAUUAAAUGAGCCAACAAAUUUUAAACUUAUUUAUAGAUAUGCUUUUGACUUUGCACGGGAAAAAGAUCAACGGAGUUUAGACAUGAAUACAGCAAAAUGUAUGUUAGGACUCUUGUUAGGAAAAACAUGGCCACUGUUUCCAGUGUUUCAUCAAUUUCUAGAGCAAUCAAAAUAUAAAGUUAUAAACAAGGACCAGUGGUGCAAUGUUCUAGAAUUCAGCCGCACAAUUAAUCUUGACCUCAGCAACUAUGAUGAGGACGGGGCCUGGCCAGUAUUGUUGGAUGAAUUUGUUGAAUGGUAUAAAGAAAAACAGAUGGCAUAA
Staurois parvus is the source of this 984-nucleotide messenger RNA. NCBI's taxonomy places the organism in Eukaryota, Metazoa, Chordata, Amphibia, Anura, Ranidae. The record is from the annotation of a GenBank genome assembly.